Camellia sinensis is the source of this 750-nucleotide messenger RNA. The record is from RefSeq and is a predicted model, not a curated record. NCBI's taxonomy places the organism in Eukaryota, Viridiplantae, Streptophyta, Magnoliopsida, Ericales, Theaceae.
CGACGACGACAACAACCACAAUCAAAAACUAACAAAUUAUUCCCAAAAUUUCCCCCUUCUUUUCUUCUUCUUCUCCUCUUGCUCAUGGUCGCUCAUAUGUCUCUCUCUGUCGCGCUCAUCUCUCUCUCUCUCUCUCUCUCUCUCUCUCUCACACACACAACGACGUAGGGUAGCAAAGGCGGCGGUGUGCAGUGGCGUCUAGCCGCGAAAUGCAGUCGUUGCUCUCAAUCACUAGCGCCACUAGCUUCGCUACUCUCAAUUCCUGCAGGUUAGAGAGCCAAAGACAAGCAACUUUGUUACUUGGGCAAUUUGCUGCUACAGAUUCAGACUGUGCACAUUGUUCAAAAAGGUGUUGUCCAACAACUAAUUCAGAUGCUUCAGUCCCCGCACGCACCCGUGAGAGAGUUAACAUUUGCAUUGGGAGCUUGGCACAGGUUUUUAUCCUAAUUGAGAUGUUUUUGUUUUGUUUAAAAGAAAAAAGGUUUAAUUUGAAUGAGGUCCAAUUAUCUUUGGUUUUUUUUUAAUAUUUAUUUUCCUUAAGAGAUUGAAAAGGUUUUGUGUAAUUUUCUCUUUAGGAGCAAACAGUUGGCCUAUUGGUCGAAAUGUAUUGUGCGGUGAUCUUUGGAAUUUUCCUUUAAAAGGGUAAAUUUCUAAUUGGAUUGUACUGGUGAAGUUUUUUGAAAAUAACUUAAUGUACCCAAUAUUUUAAUUGUGGAAAGUGCCAUUGUUAUUGUUUUAGUAAUAAAAUUA